CUCAGCGCCAUCGAUGGCCCGUUCCAGCUUGCCGAGUACCUGGCGCUGAAGAUCCGGGCGGACCCUCAUGAUGUUGCGGGGCUCGUGGAGGUCCCAGCGGAAGGGAGGUCCACCGACAGGGAUGUCUGGAUAUAUGAGCAUCUCAGCAGACGGCUUCCGAUUGACCUGACCCCUUUGGUCUCCCAGCUCUUGAGUCACUGCACCAAGGAAUCAUGUCCCGAGAUGAAAGCGGACCAGUGGCAAUACCUCUGCGUAGCGCAUGGAAGCGGGGUCUCUGAGGAAUGUUCCGCCAUCGACUAUAUCCUGCAUACGCUCGACUCUGCCACAGCUAUCCUGAACUCGACCAAGAACUUCCCCUCAAGAAUGUCAAUCCCACCUGGAUCGCUCUCUCAUUUCCCAUCCCUCUCUCGCCGACUAUCGCGCAUCUUCUCUCACGCCUACUUCCACCACCGCGAGCAGUUCCUGAUCUCCGAAUCUGAGACAUCUCUCUAUGCGCGCUUCGUCGCACUAUGCGAGGCGUACGGUCUUGUCGGCAAGGAGCUGCUCAUCAUCCCGAAUCUCGGCAAGGCGGAGGAGGCUUCCGAGGAUGAAGAAGAUGACGAAGCAGGGGACAUGGAAGAAGAGGACGAAGCAGAUGAG
Molecule: messenger RNA, 639 nt
Organism: Dioszegia hungarica
Lineage: Eukaryota; Fungi; Basidiomycota; Tremellomycetes; Tremellales; Bulleribasidiaceae
Product: Mob1/phocein
Exons: 5
Cellular component (GO): cytoplasm
Source: RefSeq, a predicted model, not a curated record